Molecule: messenger RNA, 1154 nt
Organism: Miniopterus natalensis
Lineage: Eukaryota; Metazoa; Chordata; Mammalia; Chiroptera; Miniopteridae
Gene: SDHB
Product: succinate dehydrogenase complex iron sulfur subunit B
Biological process (GO): tricarboxylic acid cycle; aerobic respiration; respiratory electron transport chain
Cellular component (GO): mitochondrial membrane
Molecular function (GO): electron transfer activity; oxidoreductase activity; 2 iron, 2 sulfur cluster binding
Source: RefSeq, a predicted model, not a curated record
UGGGCUUUCUCCACCUUUCCUCCUCCCACCCGGGAAACCGGAAGCCGCCUCCGUCUCCGUCGCUCCUAGAGGCUAGCGGAUCGCGGGUGGACUUUGGCUCGGCGCCGCGGUGCUCAGCGGGACGCCGGCGGAGGGCGACCUCGGGGCUGAGGGGUGGCGCUCGCCGUCAGAAGCUAAGAUGGCGGCGGUGGCCAGAGUGUCCUUGAGGCGCCGGUUCCCGGCCACAGCCCUCGGCGGAGCCUGCCUGCAGGUCUGCCGAGGGGCCCAAACAGCUGCAGCUACAGCUCCCCGAAUCAAGAAAUUUGCAAUCUACCGAUGGGAUCCAGACAAAACUGGAGAUAAACCUCAUAUGCAGACUUAUGAAGUUGAUUUGAAUAAAUGUGGCCCUAUGGUGCUGGAUGCUUUAAUCAAGAUUAAGAAUGAAAUGGAUUCUACCUUGACCUUCCGAAGAUCUUGCAGAGAAGGUAUCUGUGGCUCUUGUGCAAUGAACAUCAAUGGAGGCAACACUCUAGCUUGCACCCGAAGGAUUGACACCAACCUCAACAAAGUCUCAAAAAUCUACCCUCUUCCACAUAUGUAUGUGAUAAAGGAUCUUGUUCCUGACCUAAGCAACUUCUAUGCUCAGUACAAGUCCAUUGAGCCUUAUCUGAAGAAGAAGGAUGAGUCCCAGGAAGGCAAACAGCAGUAUCUGCAGUCCAUAGAAGAUCGAGAGAAACUGGACGGGCUGUACGAGUGCAUCCUCUGUGCCUGCUGCAGCACCAGCUGCCCCAGCUACUGGUGGAAUGGAGACAAAUAUUUGGGGCCUGCAGUUCUUAUGCAGGCCUAUCGCUGGAUGAUCGACUCCAGAGAUGAUUUCACAGAGGAGCGCCUGGCCAAGCUGCAGGACCCCUUCUCUCUAUAUCGCUGCCACACGAUCAUGAACUGCACAAGGACCUGUCCUAAGGGGCUGAAUCCAGGGAAAGCUAUUGCUGAAAUCAAGAAACUGAUGGCCACCUACAAAGAAAAGAAAGCAUCAUCAGCUUGACUGUUCUCAGCUGAUCAUAAUUAUAUCUAAUCGGAGUUCCUUCGAGGUCUUGAUUUUCCAUGAGCACAGCAUGUAUAAUAUAAAAUGUUAAGAAAGAAAUAAAUGUUAUUCUACUUUAUUAACAAAAAAA